Messenger RNA from Saccharomycopsis crataegensis, 1578 nucleotides. It is a transcript of the gene HFD1, whose product is annotated as hexadecenal dehydrogenase. The coding region runs from base 1 to 1578 and encodes 525 amino acids. Lineage: Eukaryota; Fungi; Ascomycota; Saccharomycetes; Ascoideales; Saccharomycopsidaceae. Gene Ontology annotation, biological process: aldehyde metabolic process. Gene Ontology annotation, cellular component: cytoplasm. Gene Ontology annotation, molecular function: aldehyde dehydrogenase (NAD+) activity. The transcript has a single exon. The record is from RefSeq and is a predicted model, not a curated record.
AUGUCUUUUGCGUCAAAUGAUGGGGGUGUUCUCAAAUACACUGACAUUUCAUCAAUACCAAACAUUGUCAGCUCUCUUAACCAGUCAUUCCAUACUCGUGCGUUGGACUCAAUUGACCUUAGAAUCAAAAUUUUGACUGACUUGUAUAACGCCAUCCGGUCCCAUUCAGAAGAACUCUGUGAAGCUCUUUAUAAAGAUUUCCACAGAUCAAAAUUCGAAACAGCAACUCAUGAAAUCUCCCCAACGUUGGCUGAAUUGCAACAUGUCAUUUCAAACAUUAAGAAAUGGGCUAAGCCAAAAUCUGGUCCAUAUGCCCCGGCUUUACCAUUUUUGACUAUGGGAAAGAAGUUGGAGCGUAUUCCAUUGGGGGUUGUGCUCAUCAUCUCCGCAUUCAAUUAUCCGUUGUUUCUUUCAAUUUCCCCGGUAGUGGGUGCCAUUGCCGCUGGUAACUGUGUGGUCUUUAAGCCAUCCGAGAUAACUCCGCAUUUUAGUACUGUUCUCACCAAGCUUCUUGAAUCCACUGUAUCACCAGACUACUUGAGGGUUGUCAAUGGGGCCAUCCCAGAAACUACCAGCUUGUUGGAACAAAAAUUCGACAAAAUAUUGUAUACUGGGUCUGGCCGCGUUGGUAAAAUCGUCAGCCAAGCUGCUGCUAGACAUUUGACUCCGGUGGUCCUUGAGCUUGGAGGUAAAUCGCCUGCAAUAAUCUCCAAAUCUCUUAGCAAUUCAGAGUUGAAGAUUGCUAUCAAGAGAAUUAUCUGGGCCAAGUUUGCAAAUGCCGGUCAAAUUUGUGUUACGGUAGACUAUCUUCUUAUUGAUGAAGUGGUUUAUGAUGAAGCAAUUAAGUGCAUUCAGGAAACUGUCAAGGAAUUCUUCUCGAAAUUGGAUUCUAGUAGUGAAGGAUACACCCACAUUGCUAGUCAAAGAGGUUAUGACCGUUUGGUUUCCCUUAUGGGGUCCACCAAGGGUGACAUUUUAGUUGGGGGAGUAACCGACGAAACCAAACGAUUCAUUUAUCCAACAAUUUAUACUGGCAUCACUUGGGAUGAUUCACUUAUGGAAGAUGAAAUAUUUGGUCCGCUACUUCCAAUCAUCAAAUUCUCUGACAUUAAUCACACCAUCAGCGACAUCAUUUCUAACCACGACACCCCACUAGCCGCUUACAUUUUUUCUCAGGACUCAAGUGAAAUCAACCUUAUGCAAACAAGAGUUCGUAGUGGUGGACUUUUCAUCAAUGACUGCAUGAUCCAUGUUGGUAAUAUUGCUGCUCCAUUUGGUGGGAUUGGGAAAUCUGGCCAUGGUACAUAUCAUGGAGAAUCUUCAUUCAAGACCUUCAGUCAUGAAAGAAUGGUUUUGCGUAAUCAAUACUGGUCAGAAAAAUUAUAUGAACUGAGAUAUCCUCCUUACAAAAAUACCAAUAAAAAGUUGUUGUCGUUUGUAUUUUUGCCAAUUGAGGAUUUGGAAACAAAGAGAAAUAUCAAGUAUGGGUUGAUAGGAUUAAUGUUCUUAUUGGUCUCCAUUGCUACUAAUAUGGCAAACUCAUGGGUUAGGGAAGGUAAUUUGCCCUUUGGUCAGUGA